AUUAAUAACAUCAAAUCUAAAAAAAAAUUGAAUAGAGAAAAACAGCAAGACUUUUAUUUUUUCUUCAAACUUUUUUCUCCAUUGCUCUGUCUCUUCGUUUUCCUUUGUUCUGUCUCUUCGAAUUCCUCUUAUCUAUUAUCCAAAGUUUCAUUGUAUUGUUUGUGUUUGAAAAAACUCUGUCAUCAAAUGGGGUUUAAUCUGUUUCGAUGCUCAUGUUCUUCUUCCCCAGAAGGGGUCAAAAAAUAAGAAAACAGAGCAUUAAAAUAUCAAAAAAAAAAAAGACAUAAAAGAAAGAUCCGAUUAAAUAGGGUUUGUGUUUUUCUUUUAUUUGAUUUGGUUGUUGAUGGAAAUGGCGUCCUCUGAGGUAGAAAUGUCUUCAUGCCAAACUUUUAAUUGCGUCUUGAGUCGUCCUCACGAGAGAUGCACCCAAAGAGACAACAACACCAACAACAACAAGAAGAAGAACAACAAUAACAACAAUGUCCGAAACAUACACGUCGCCGCCUUCGAGAAGAAUCUCAAUGUUUUUGUAAGAGAUCAUCUCGAAAACUGUAGCGUCUCCGUUGAUGAUGUUGUUGAUGAUUCCAUCAAAGCUGUUCCGGAAUGUUCUUCCAACAAAUCCUCUGUUUCAGAUCAUCGGCUCUCGAAAACAGAGGAAUCUCGGCAAGACGUCCCAUCAUCGUCUUCUUCUUUAGGAUCCGACUCGGAUCCGAAUUCAGGUCAACCCGAGAACCCGUCAAGAAACGCAGCUUCUUCUCUCGUUCAGAUAUGGGAGGCGAGGACAACGCAGCAACCACCAAGCUCGAACCAAUCCCUAAUCGAUAGCAGAACAAGUUCUAUGGGAUCAAACGCUCUAGAGAAUUCGGAGUCUCUCGAAUCCGUGAAAGAAUCUCAAAUGAUUCAACCGAUUGAAGAAUGUAACAAUGAGGAGGAAGAAGAAGAGAUUGAAUGUGCACCUCCACCUUUAGAAUCUGGAGAGAAAGAUAGAGAAGGUGUGAGAGUUAUGGAUAUUAUUCGGAAACUAAGCAACGACUCGGAGACAAUUACUAAUAAUGACAAUGGAAGCAGCGGCAAUGACAAUAGUAAAGAAGUUCAAACAACAGAAGCAAGAAGUUUUCCUCAGGUUGCUUGUUCCCCAAGAAUCAGAGGUCGUCAAGCUUUGGCUGAUUUGUUGGUGCAGAUGACGCGUGAUCGAGAAAAAGACUUGGCUUGUUUACGAGAACGUCAUUGUGUUUCAAAGUUCACGAAUCGUGGAAGGAUUCAGUCUACGCUUAGAAUUCGAUGUUACGAAAGGUGCCUUGCGAUUCAAGGUAGACAUCGGUCUAAAUCAACAUCAGCAGGAUCUGAUUCAAACCGAUCGUCACGAGGUUCUGGUGUGAUGCAUCUUCUCAGGGAGAAAUAUAAGGCAAAUUCUGAGAACAUUGAGACUGGAGCUUCAACUAGUCAUGCGUCUACUCGGGGUCGGAUUAUGGAUAAAGACCCUCACAAAGCUACAGAGAAGAAGGUUUUGCAGGAGACAAUAGAGAAGAGUGGAGUAAAGGAGAUUAAGGAGGUGGUUUCUGCGGUUGAGAAUGCGAAGAAAGGUGUCUUAAGUGAAAUUUCAGAGAAUAGGAAUGGUUUAAAGAAACUUGCAGGAGAAACUAUCCAGAAAGAAACUGUAGAAGGGAAAGGCGAAAAGCGAGAGACGAAGGAGAAAGUUAUUUCCAAAGAAAGUCUUGAAGGGAAAGGCGAGAAGAGAGAAUCAACUAAGGAGAAAGCUAUUGCUAAGGAAAGUGUAGCAGAGAAGGCUUUGGUUGGAAUAGCUGAGAAGGUGAAUCUAUGGAACUCAGAUGAGAAAAUGAAUAGAAGAAAAGUGGUGGAGAAAGGUAAAACUGAAGGCAAUACUAAUACUGAGAGGGUUGAGAGAAAUGAUGUAUUGGAAGAAGCUACAAGAAGAAUCCUUAGUGUCGAAAGUGCCGAAAGAAGCAGUACUACUACUUCAAAGGAAACGAUGACACGGUGUGAGGUUGCUGAGAAAGUAGUGAAAGGAAAGAAAAAGGAAGAUUUUGUUUCUUUGGAAUCUAAUAAGUCCAAAGAAGUUGAAGAUGGAAACAUUAAGCCUCAAGGAGUUACCACACAAGCAGAUAGUUGUUUGCGUAAACCGGCUAUAGAGGAAAAAGUUUUGCAGGAGACAACUGUAAAGAGUGAUUUAAAGAAACCUACUGAGAAGGAAAGUAGAGAAGAGAGGAGAGAAAUUGAGGAAGAAGAAAGCACUUCGAUGGGAAUAGCAGAGAAGGUGAAUCUUUGGAACUCCAAGGAGAAAAAAAAUAGGAGAAAAGCUAUGGAGAAAGGCAAAGGUAAAACUGAAGGCAAAGCUAUUACUGAGACAAAUGAAUUGUUGCAAGAAGCUUCAAGAAGAAUUAGUAAUGUCGAAACUGCAGAGAGAAGCAUUGAUACUUCAUGGAUAACGGUGGUGAAAGUUGUUGGUGACAGAGUUAUUAUGGAUAAAAGAAAGAGUAGUGGAGAAACUACGCGAUCUGCAGAGAUAGGAGGAGGAAAGAAAGAGGAAGAUUUGGCAUCUGUAGAAGCUAAGUCCAAAGAUGUUAUUGAGGAUAAAAACAUGAAUCCACAAGCUGUGAUUCAUGGGUCUAAAGAGAGGGAUAAAGAGAGGAACUCUUCACAAAACGGUGAAGAAACAUUGAGUCUGCGAAACUCAGAAGCUAAGUCUACUAAAGAGAUUGAGAGACAAGAAGUUACACAAGAAGAAAAAUCUGUGAGUCAUGGGUCUAGAGAAAAGGAUAAAGAGAGAAAUUCUUUACAAUACGGUGAAAAAAUGUGUUUUCUGCGGAACUCGGAAGCUAAGUCUACUAAAGAGAUUGAGAGAAACAAGUCUCAAGAAGUAUCACAAGGAGAAGAAUCUGCGAGUCAUGGCUCUAGAGAGAGUGCUAAAGAGAAAAAUUCUUCACAACAGGAUGAUGAAACGUCGACUCAUCGAAACCCAAAUGACAAAAAAGGCAUUAAGGAACCCGAGGACGAAGAGAGCAAGAAGGUAGAACGCGAAGAAACGGGAGAAAACGUGGAAGAAGCAUCAGUAGAGUUUGUAAAUGAUUGGGAUGGAAACGAAAUGGAAGAAGAAGAAGAAGAAGAAUAUGGAGAUUAUUUUAAUGGAGAUGAUGAUUGGAUUCACGAUAUAUCGCGGCCACGAAGUUACUGGGAAGAUCUAAGGAAAGAAAGGUAUCUUGAGGUUCUCAACACUGAAUCAGAGAAGAAAGAUAUUUGCAAUCUCAUUGAGAGACGAACAGUUUCCAACUUUUUGACUAGUGAUUUGCGACAAAAGAUUGAUAAUUUGAUGAUCACUCGCGUGCAAAGUCAUAUAGGCGUACCACUCAAUCAAAUAGAAGAAGGAGACGAAUAUGAAGAAGAGUGGGAAGUUGAGUGUUCAGCAAGAAACGAGGAAGAUAAUGAAACAGAGGAAGAACCAGAGAAGACAAAUCUUGAAGCUCCAAGCGAUGUUUGCAGCCAAUCAUCAGCAAGGAGUAGUACCAUGAUGUCGUGGAAUUUCAGAGACCAGGACAUUGACAAGGAUAACGAACCGACAACGUCUUUGUCUCUUCCUGAACCUUUAGUUCCCACAAAUCAAUCUACACAGGACAUGCAGACGAUAAGUGAUCUCAAGGAACAAAUGGAGCAACUUCAACGAGAAAUGCUCGAGCUACGAAAUACCGUUAAAUCUUGCAUCGAUAUGCAACUUCAUUUCCAGAAAUCUGUAACUCAAGAUCUGUCUCGUUCUGGCUCAUCAGCAGAACAACGAGUAGACCCGAAGAAAGAUCCUUUGAAACGCAAGUGUUGCGUUUGCUCUGAGAUGCCUGUUGAUUCGCUCCUGUAUAGGUGUGGACAUAUGUGCACAUGUCUGAAAUGUGCUCAUGAAUUGCAAUGGAGCAGUAAGAAAUGUCCGAUAUGUAUGGCUCCAAUUGUUGACGUUGUGAGGGCUUUUCUUGAUUCUUAGGACCCAAGAAACCACAAAACAUUGCUAGUUUCUCCAUUGAUUUGAAAAUGUGUCACAUUUGAAUAUACAUAAUAAACAUUUUGUUUGUCUUCACGUGUUAUGCCGACUUCUAAAGACUUUAUUAUUCUCCUA
Molecule: messenger RNA, 4117 nt
Organism: Arabidopsis thaliana (thale cress)
Lineage: Eukaryota; Viridiplantae; Streptophyta; Magnoliopsida; Brassicales; Brassicaceae
Product: golgin family A protein
Exons: 7
Coding region: 344-3985 (1213 amino acids)
Source: RefSeq, marked reviewed